CUUCUGCAGCUCUCGUUGUCAUCAACGCUCGUCUGCUGCUGGCACGAUGAACUGGACUCACUAAUUGUGCUGUUAACCUUUGGAUCUGCGGACGCUGUCAACAGCCCGUUAGAUCAUUAUUUUAUCCUCGCUCUGGUGACUUUUUAAUAUGACAGAAAUACAGAAGUAACUGUUGAACUUUGCGUAGUGUGUGCGUGUGUGUGUGCGUGUGUGUGUGCUUGUGCGUGUGCGUGUGCGUGUGUGUGUGUAUGCAGCAGUUCUGGUUUCACACACUGUAUCUGUGGGAGUAUGAGGAAGUAGGGUUUAAAUUGUUGCAGUGGAGGUGUUGUAGAUUGCUGUUGGCUCUGAUCGUCCUGCUGUGUGUGUGAUGGCUGCAGUCUGACGGGGGGGUCAACCUCUGGAUUCUAACGACACACGCACACACACACACACGCACACACAUAGACGCUCUUUCUGGACAGUGGACACCUGAGGAGGAGAGGCCCAGUGGAAGAAUGGCGAAGUACCACUGGCAGAGUCAGAAUGUGAAGCAGAGCGGGGUGGACGACAUGGUCCUGCUGUCCAAGAUCACUGAGGACGCCAUUGUAGACAACCUCAAGAAAAGAUACAUGGACGACUACAUCUUUACAUACAUCGGCCCCGUAUUGAUAUCAGUAAACCCGUUCAAACAGAUGCCCUAUUUCACUGACAGAGAGAUCGAACUUUACCAAGGAGCCGCCCAGUAUGAGAAUCCACCCCACAUCUACGCCUUGACUGAUAACAUGUACAGAAACAUGAUGAUUGAUGGAGAGAAUCAGUGUGUCAUCAUUAGUGGUGAAAGUGGUGCUGGAAAGACAGUGGCUGCCAAGUACAUCAUGGGUUACAUUUCCAAAGUAUCCGGAGGAGGGUCGAAAGUUCAGCAUGUUAAAGACAUCAUCCUACAGUCAAAUCCUCUGCUGGAAGCGUUUGGUAACGCCAAGACCGUCCGCAACAACAACUCUAGUCGUUUUGGGAAAUACUUUGAGAUUCAGUUCAGCAGGGGUGGAGAGCCAGACGGUGGCAAAAUCUCAAACUUCCUCCUGGAGAAGUCGAGGGUGGUGAGCCAGAAUGAGAGCGAGAGGAACUUCCACAUUUACUAUCAGUUGAUAGAGGGCGCCAACGCUCAGCAGAAAGAGGGUCUGGGCAUCAUGACCCCAGACUACUACUACUACCUCAACCAGUCUGGGACCUACAAGGUGGAUGGGACCAAUGACAGCAAAGACUUCCAAGAGACUAUGGAAGCAAUGCAUGUGAUUGGGAUCCCAGGUGACAUCCAGACUCAGGUGCUGCAGAUCGUGGCGGGCAUCCUCCACCUGGGAAACAUCAGCUUCAUAGAGGCAGGCAACUACGGGCAGGUGGAGAGCACGGACUUACUUGCCUUCCCCGCCUACCUGCUGGGCAUCGACCCCAACCGCCUGCAGGACAAGCUGACCAGCCGGAAGAUGGAUUCAAAGUGGGGAGGAAAGUCUGAAUCCAUUAAUGUGACCCUGAACCAGGAGCAGGCCACUUACACACGAGACGCCCUGGCCAAAGCCCUCUAUGCACGAGUGUUUGACUUCCUGGUGGAGUCCAUAAAUAAAGCCAUCCAAAAACCACAUGAAGAAUUCAGUAUCGGAGUACUUGACAUUUAUGGAUUUGAGAUAUUCCAGAAAAACGGCUUCGAGCAGUUCUGUAUCAACUUUGUCAACGAGAAACUUCAACAGAUCUUUAUUGAACUGACUCUAAAGGCUGAGCAGGAAGAGUACGUUCAGGAGGGCAUCAAGUGGACUCCCAUCGAGUACUUCAACAACAAGAUAGUGUGCGACCUCAUUGAAAAUAAAUUGAACCCUCCUGGUAUAAUGAGCGUGCUGGAUGAUGUGUGCGCCACCAUGCAUGCCAAAGGAGAUGGUGCAGAUGGCACUCUGCUGCAGAAACUGCAGGCCGCUGUGGGAACGCAUGAACAUUUCAACAGCUGGAACUCCGGCUUUGUCGUACAUCACUACGCCGGCAAGGUGUCAUAUGAUAUCAACGGCUUCUGCGAGAGAAACCGGGAUGUCCUUUUCCCAGACCUCAUUGAGCUCAUGCAAAGCAGCGAAUAUAACUUCAUCUGCAGCUUGUUCCCUGAAAACCUGAACACAGAUAAGAAAAGCAGGCCAACCACAGCCAGCUCGAAGAUCAAGAGACAAGCUAAUGAUCUGGUGAACACGCUGAUGAAAUGCACGCCGCACUAUAUCCGCUGUAUCAAACCUAAUGAGACAAAGAGGCCAAAAGACUGGGAGGAGAGCAGGGCAAGGCAUCAAGUUGAAUACCUGGGACUGCGGGAAAACAUACGUGUAAGAAGAGCUGGAUUUGCAUACCGCAGAGCCUUCAAUAAGUUUCUGAUGAGGUAUGCCAUUCUGACAGCUGAGACAUGGCCAUCUUGGAGGGGUCCGGAGCAGCAGGGGGUUCUUCACCUUCUCCGGUCUGUCAACAUGGAUAACGACCAGUACCAGAUGGGACGCACCAAGGUUUUUGUCAAGAACCCUGAAUCGCUUUUCCUGCUUGAGGAGAUGAGGGAGAGGAAGUUUGACACGUUUGCCAGGAUCAUUCAGAAAUCCUGGAGAAGAUUCAUUGCCAGGAAGAAGUACGAACAGAUGAGAGAGGAGGCCUCAGACAUCCUGUACAACUCGAAGGAGCGGAGGAAGAACAGCAUCAACAGGAACUUUGUGGGAGACUACCUCGGUCUGGAGCAGAGGCCCGAGCUGCGACAGUUCCUGGCCAAGAGGGAGCGCGUGGACUUCGCUGAUUCUGUCAACAAGUUUGAUCGCAGGUUCAAGUCUAUCAAAAGGGAUAUGAUCUUGACCCCCAAGGGCAUCUAUCUGAUUGGUCGUGAGAAGGUGAAGAAAGGACCCGAGAAAGGACAAAUAAAGGAGGUGCUGAAACGAAAACUGGAGUUUGCAAGCAUUAAUGGAGUCUCUCUGAGUACGAGACAGGAUGAUUUCUUCAUCCUACACGAGUCCCAGUACGACAGUCUGCUGGAGUCCAACUUUAAGACAGAGUUCCUCAGCCUGCUCUCAAAACGCUACGAGGACGUGACCAAGAGAAAACUGACAAUCUCCUUCACUGACCGGCUAGAGUUCAGAGUGAAGAAGGAGGGCUGGGGUGGAGGAGGCACCAGGGUGGUGGUGUUUCAGAGGGGGCAAGGGGACCUAGCCCAGCUCAAACCAGGAGGGAAAACCCUCACCAUCACAGUUGGGGACGGUCUACCCAAGUCCUCUAAGCCAACCAGGAAGGGUGUUCCACAGUCUCGUGGCGGACAAAGAAGUAAUGUUGCCAGCAGAGCGCACCAGAAUGGAGCAGCCAAGUUUUCCCGAGCCCCUCACAACCAACAAUCGGAUAUGACAUAUUCCUCCCCGCAAAAACAUGGCCGGCCACCCAGCACGGCCCUGCCGAAACUGGGCUCCCAGAGAGGCCCCAGGGUCCCAGCCCACAACCAGCCCAACCAGGGGAACCUGGACUUUCUUAAUGUGCCUGACCAAGGCAUGUCAGGGAAGCAGAGGAAAAGGAGCAUCAGUCAUCGACCUCCUCCUGCUCCUAAACCACAGCCUCGACCCCAGGGGCCCCGCUGCCGGGCGAUAUAUCAGUACGUCGGCCAGGACACGGACGAGAUCAGCUUUGAGGUCAAUGACGUGUUCGACCUCGUCAAAGAAGAUCCAUCAGGCUGGUGGACAGGAAGGAUUUACGGAAAGGAAGGUCUCUUCCCUGGUAACUAUGUGGAAAAGAUUUGAACAGGACUUGACCCGCUGUGGCGGACCUGGUGUCUUGGACUCUGUGUCUGUUGAGAAAUAUGUGUGUAUUUUGUUGAAAGCAGCACAUAAUGUUCGCUAAAGAAACUGCCUGUUAAGUGUUCGUGGUAGAUCUUCAUCCGUAAUGGAAACAGGGGCUGUUUAAACGUGGACCCGGCUAGACGUUUGAACCACAUGUACUGUAACUCGUUUGACGUGAUGCUGUACUAAGGGAGCGCAGGAGACGUCGUCGUUAAAACACAGAUCCACUGCAAAGAGCUGCUCAGCUUUCAUCUCUGUUGUUGUCCGAGGCCACGUAGCAACAACUACUUCACACCAACAAAACCUUCCUUGUGUUAGUCCAGUGAAAAUGACUCGGAGCUAAAGUUACACAGCUUUAAUAGAAGAGUGUCUUGAAGAUAUCGCAUUGCUUUCUGAGGUUUACAGCGUUUAUAUUUGUCUGAAACAGCAUAGAAUCAAGUAAUAAUAGGAAAUAUAUUGACAAUUGAACUUGACUUGAUGAAUCAAAGCCAUUGACAGAGACAAUACUCAUUUUUUUUAUUCAUGCAUUAUUACUUACAUCAUUGUUGGUAGUUUCUCACAUAUUUUUAUUGUUAAUUGAAAUAAAAAUGUAUAUUUUCAUAUUUUUACCUCAAGGACUUUUACACAGUAAGUUAUAAGAGAUUUCCGAAUAACAAAACAAAAAAAGGUGACUGAAAUUUUUGACAGUGUUUAUUUUUCUGCCAAUUUUGCUUCUUUUUUUUAAAAAAAAUUGUGGUUGAUUUUGUAAGAUAAUGUAAUUCCCCACAUUCAAUCAAAAUCUGUAUUUGUAUAUGAAUAAGAAGAGAAAAAUAAAGAGUUUUAACACUCA
Messenger RNA from Dicentrarchus labrax (European seabass), 4632 nucleotides. RefSeq names its product myosin IF (gene myo1f). The transcript has 28 exons. Gene Ontology annotation, biological process: vesicle transport along actin filament; actin filament organization. Gene Ontology annotation, cellular component: vesicle; microvillus; actin cytoskeleton. NCBI's taxonomy places the organism in Eukaryota, Metazoa, Chordata, Actinopteri, Moronidae. The coding region runs from base 495 to 3764 and encodes 1089 amino acids. The record is from RefSeq and is a predicted model, not a curated record. Gene Ontology annotation, molecular function: actin filament binding; ATP binding; microfilament motor activity.